GGUGGACAGGUGUACUCUUGCUUGUGCUGUUCGACAGCUAUCAGUACGUUCGAAAUCAGUUCGAGGUUGGGACUGCAUAUAUUAUAGCCCUUGGCUGUGAUUUGCCUCUCUGAUACAAUCACACGGUGAGGGGGCGGAUAGCGUUGUGGGGGAAGUCAUUUGAAUUGAGCUCAACUUAUGGAACAUUCGGUCUGUGGCGACCAUGCGUUUUAUUAGCACCCACACGCUGCCAUGUUUCGAAUUCUCGAGUCCCAAGCUCCGGCCAGACAGACGGCGACGGAUACUAUUAAUACUCUAAGCAAUAGAUUGCAGAGCGCGACAUUACUGGAAGACCGCAGAGCAGCCAUUUUAGGCCUUCGGAGUUUUGCAAAGGAAUAUCCCGCAUCUGUUUCGUCCGGUGCACUUCGUCCAUUAAUAAACAGUCUGAGGAAUGAUGGGGAAGAUGUUGAUACUAUUAAGGUGGUCCUAGAAACGUUGUUGAUGCUGUUUUCUCCGCAUGAGAGUAGUCCGGAAGCAUCUGAUGAAAUCGCGCUGUGGCUUGCCGAUGAGUUUACUCAACGACAAGACAACAUAACUAUCCUCCUCGACCUCUUGGACUCCAAGGAGUUCUAUUCUCGACUGUAUUCCCUACAAUUGAUGUCAUAUAUAUCGAGUGCACGCCCAGAAAGAACCCAAGAAUGUAUCUUUACAGCACCAUUAGGGAUAUCACGGCUGGUUAAUGUUUUGAGUGAUGCUCGAGAACCUGUGCGCAAUGAGGCCCUCCUCCUUUUAAUCGCAUUGACGCCAUCAUCCGCUGAGCUCCAAAAGCUUGUGGCUUUUGAGAAUGCCUUCGAACGGAUUUUCUCUUUAGUAGAAGCUGAGGGUUCUUUAACACAUGGGUCAAUGGUUGUUGCGGACUGCUUGUCCCUUCUAGGAAAUCUGCUUGCUCUCAACAUUUCGAAUCAAUCAUAUUUCCGUGAGACCGGUUGUGUAAAGAAGCUUGGAGCACUCCUGUCGGAGGCAAAUGGAGAGCAAGAAAAAGAAGAUGGCGUUCCCGAGUGGGCAUUGGAGCACCGGGAUAAGAAUCUUUGGGGGCUCUUAGCAAUAGUGCAGCUAUUUCUCGUCAAGGGUGGAAUCAGUACACCCGUCAAUCAAUUGGCAUUCUGGCAAAAUGGGGUAACGGAGCAGGUUCUUCGCACCGCCUUCAAUACAAGUUUCGACAUUAGAAUUAGAGCGAAGGCGUUAGCAGCGUGUGCAGAUUUGAUACGCGGGAAUUCGGCUUUACAAGAACAGUUUGCGGAUGUAGAUGUCGCGGUUGGACCUACGCCGACGCAACCAAACCAAGAGCCACUUACGAAUGGUGCUUCAAAAGCAAACACAUACGAGAAGCUUAAUGUAAUCGAGGCGCUUCUUGGGUUAACACUGGAGUCAGAAUCCGUUCAUUUUCUCGAUGCUAGACUGGCUGCCUGUGAGUGUGUCAAGGCGUUUUUCACAAAUCAUUCUGGAAUUCGACUCCACUUUCUCCGCAGAGCAAUCGAUGGACAUACUAGCGGGGAAGACCGAAUUGCAAAUAUCUUUACACUCCUUCUGCAGCCUCCAGCUAGUAGAGGGAACGCUGAUCCGUAUCAACCCUGGCUAGCGGCUGUUUUACUGUUUCAUCUGGUUUUUGAGGAUGCAGAAGCGAAAUCUCUUGCCAUGAAAGUGACUGAAGGAGAUGAGUCAAGUGGUGAGGAAGUUAUUACUUGCGUUCAAGCCAUAGCGGGGAAUUUGAUCACGGGCAUGCAGAGGAAUGAUGAUGAACGGAUAUCCGUGGGCUAUUUGAUGCUUCUUUGUGGUUGGCUCUAUGAGGACCCAGACGUCGUUGACGAUUUCCUUGGAGAGGGAAGCAUUGUUCAGAGGCUUAUACAGGAAACAAACCAGAGUACUUCAUCCAAGACACUACUCCCUGGCCUUUCAGCUAUUCUUCUUGGGAUCAUCUAUGAAUUUUCAACCAAAGACUCUCCAAUCCCGCGCCCAAAAUUACACCAGGUUUUAACGAGCGGUUUGGGAAGGGAGCAAUACAUCGAUAAGAUCACAAAACUUCGCGAGCUGUCAUUAGUGCGAGAUUUUGAAGUUCUCCCACAGUCAUCGCAACUUGCCUAUGAUGGACUACCUGAAGUAUACUUCGAUAAAACGUUCAUCGACUUCCUAAAAGACAACUUUAGCCGCUUGAUCCGCGCUAUCGACCGCGAUCCCGGAUUCGAGGUGCCUGUCAUUGCCAAUGGCAUCCAGAAGGGAAUAUCGCGUGAGUUGGUGGAUACCCUUCGAGCGCAGGUAGAGGAUAAAGGGCAGGCGAUUCAAAAACUAGAAUCGGAUCUACUUACCCUAGAGAGAAAAUUGGAACAAGAGCAACUGGACCACAGGAAGACGAAAGAUUCAACUACUCUUGAGCUCGAUCGAAUAAAACAUCUUAACGAAACUCUUCAGAGAAAUCAUGAAGAGGAGGUGAGAACACUCGAGGAGCGGAACAGGCAGUCUCACAACGACCUACUCCGACAGCACGGAGAACAGUUACGAACUAUUGACUCACAACUCAAGCAGACAUCCGAGGAACAUGAAAAAAAAGCUGCGAAGAUACGGGAUCGACAUGAAGCUGAAGUUGCGGAUUUGAAAAAGACCAUACAAGAUCUGGAGGCAAGCCUUGAGAAGGCCGGGAAAGAUCAUAUACAGGACCUUCAAACUGCUCAUGAGGAGUAUUCCUCGAAGCUGUCGUCGUUGGAAGCUCGGAGUCAAAGGGCAGAAGAGCGCGCUGAGGAAGCUACUGAACGUGCCGCAAAGGCUGAAAGGGAACUUAAGGCCGCACAGGCCGCCCUGGAAGCACACAAGGCCGAAUUACAAGACAAGGAGGAGGCUCGGAAGGCUGUGCAAGGAGAGCUGGAGGAUCUAUUGAUCGUUUUCAGCGACUUGGAAUCGAAGCGCAACCAGGAAAAGAAACGCUUAAAGGAACUUGGCGAAGAGGUCUCCGAUAUAGAAGAGGACGAUGAUGAUGACGACGACGGAGAAGCGGAUUGAGGAUUUCAACAUCUUAUAUAUGUGUUUUUCCACACUGCUGUAGCUAAUUGAUACCUCCACACGACACAUGAGCUUUAGUAUUUGAAAUAUUUCUAGGGUUAGAUAGCGUGAUUACAUAUACAUAUGUGUGUGUUUCAUGAUAACUUAAUGAUUAUUGUUUUUAUUGGA
Molecule: messenger RNA, 3198 nt
Organism: Blastomyces dermatitidis ER-3
Lineage: Eukaryota; Fungi; Ascomycota; Eurotiomycetes; Onygenales; Ajellomycetaceae
Product: UsoAp
Exons: 6
Coding region: 232-3030 (932 amino acids)
Biological process (GO): endoplasmic reticulum to Golgi vesicle-mediated transport; intracellular protein transport; transcytosis
Cellular component (GO): Golgi stack; Golgi membrane; ER to Golgi transport vesicle membrane
Source: RefSeq, a predicted model, not a curated record